This is a messenger RNA of Camelina sativa (false flax), 1424 nucleotides long. Lineage: Eukaryota; Viridiplantae; Streptophyta; Magnoliopsida; Brassicales; Brassicaceae. The record is from RefSeq and is a predicted model, not a curated record.
UGAAGUUUAGAAGAAUGACGACGAUGUCUAUGUGUAAUCUUCCAGAGGACUUGAAAGAGGAGAUCAUCUCUAGGAUUCCGAUAACAUCAUUGAGAGCAGUGCGAUCUACUUGCAAAAGAUGGAACGAUUUCUCAAAACGCCAUAUUAUUGGCAACGCUGCAGCAGCAGGGAAGCAGUUCUUAGGUUUAAUGUUGAUCAAUGAAAAAGUAUGUUCCUUGAGUUUCAAUCUCCAAAUCCAUAAUGAUGGAUCUGUUGUUUCAGAGAUAAAGCAGGUACAUAUUCCUGACCAUGUACGGAUAGAGAACAUCUUUCACUGUGACGGCUUGUUUUUAUGCGUUAUCGAAGAAAACUCUAGUCUUAUGGUAUGGAACCCCUAUUUGGGACAAACGAUGCGGAUCGAAGUCCCUAACAAUUCCAAAAGGUUUUAUUCUUAUAGCAAAGCCCGAAGGUUUAGGUUUUAUUAUGACGACAGGGAAUACGACAUGUAUGCUCUCGGUUACGACAACAACCGUAACCACAAAAUCUUGAGGAUUUUGAGAGAUUAUAACUACAAGGGCGGUUUACGAUACGAAAUCUACCGGUUCAACUCAAAUUUAUGGAGUUCUCUUGAUGUGGAACCCAACUGGACUGUACGGUCUAAUAAACGUCACUCCGUGUCUUUGAAGGGAAAUACUUAUUUUCUUAUUCAAGGGUAUGUAUACAGAGAUACCGAAGAGGCGAAUCAUAUUUUUUUGAUCUGUUUUGAUUUUGCAAAAGAGAGCUUUGGUCCGCGUCUACUUCUACCAUCUAACCCUUAUGUUGACGAGAAUAUUAUUUUAUCCUGUGUUGGAGAAGAAAAGCUCGCUUUGCUACAUCGUAGCUUCAAGUGGUAUCGUGGAGCAAUAGAGAUUUGGGUUACCAAUAAUAUUGAUCCAAAUGCGGUGUCGUGGAGCAAGUUUAUGAAAAUGGAUAUCAAUCCACGCACUCGUCCUGAGGACAUUAGGCCUCUGUGUUUCUUCAUUGAGGAGGAGAAGAAAGUUGCUGUGCUUUUCGAUCUACUGUUCAGUGAAGACCAAAAAGCUCACAUCAUUGGAGAUGGAGAUGAUACUUACCUAAAAUAUGUUAACAUCAGAAGAGCUUCAGAUAUUGGAGAUUCUCACCCACUUACGAUCUCAUUUUAUGUUCCAAGUUUGGUGCAACUACAAAUCAACCACCCAACCAGGCAACAGGAAAAGUAAAGAAAAAAAAACAGAAGAAGAAGAUAUUAUUGGUUAGUUCCAUUUGCAAUGCUUUAUUUGUUUAAAAGCAUUAUCUAUGUUUUAGCUCAUUUUAUAUCAUGUUCUUUGGAACAAGACUAUCUUCAUUCAGUUAUUAUAUAUUUUGUUUUCUUUGGCUAAUUUAGUACUGUGUAAUAAUCUAUGGUCGUUAUCUAUGUUUUAACUCAA